AUGAGAGGUGUGGCUUAUUUACACAUCAAAGGUGAGGAUAAGAGUCACAUCCCUAAAACAAGUGAGGACAAGAAUCACAUCCCCAGCACAGGUAAAGACCAGAGUCACAUCCCCAGCACAGGUAAAGACCAGAGCCACAUCCCCAGCACAGGAGGCGUCUUGAAGGACCCCUCAGAGAGUCCUAGAGAUGAACACCCACUCAUAUAUAAUUUCAAGGUUGGGAGGAAGAGGAAAUUGCAAAUCUCACCCCCAAAAAAGAGCCUCGAGACUAGUAUUCUGAACCACGGCCGUAGUUAUGACCCGGACAGUAUUCUGAACCACGGCCGUAGUUAUGACCCGGACAGUAUUCUGAACCACGGCCGUAGUUAUGACCCGGACAGUAUUCUGAACCACGGCCGUAGUUAUGACCCGGACAGUAUUCUGAACCACGGCCGUAGCGGCGACCCGAAUAGUUCUAAUGCCGGGAUUGAUCUUGUCAUUCUCCUCUGGAUUCUUUCCAAAAGGAUUCUAUCUGCAUUCUGUAAUACGGAGACCAGAACUGAACUGCAUAAUCAGCACUACCACAACCAGGAACUACCACAACCAGGAACGACCACAACCAGGAACUACCACAACCAGAAACUACCACAGCCAGAACUACCACAACCAGGAACUACCACAACCAGGAACUACCAAACCAGGAACUACCACAACCAGGAACUACCACAACCAGGAACUACCACAACCACAAACUACCACAACCACCACAACCAGAACUACCACAACCAGGAACGACCACAACCAGGAACUACCACAACCAGAAACUACCAGCCAGGAACUACCACAACCAGGAACGACCACAACCAGGAACUACCACAACCAGAAACUACCACAGCCAGGAACUACCACAACCAGGAACUACCACAACCAGGAACUACCAAACCAGGAACUACCACAACCAGGAACUACCACAACCAGGAACUACCACAACCACAAACUACCACAACCAGGAACUACCACAACCAGGAACUACACAAAGGACUACCAAAACCAGAAACUACCCAGGAACUACCACAACCAGUAACUACCACAACCAGGAACUACCACUACCUACAACCAGGACCAAAACCAGAAACUACCACAACCAGGAACUACCACAACCAGAAACUACCACAACCAGGAACUACUACAACCAGAAGCUACCACAACCAGGAACUACCAAAACCAGAACUACUACAACCAGAAGCUACCACAACCAGGAACUACCACAACCAGGAACUACCACAACCAGAAACUACCACAACCAGUAACUACAACAACCAGAAACUACCACAACCAGUAACUACCACAAACAGGAACUACCACAACCAGGAACUACCACAACCAGGAACUAUCACAACAAGGAACUACCACAACCAGAAAUUACCAAAACCAGAAACUACCACAAGGAACUACCAGGAACUACCACAACAGGAACUACCACAACCAGGAACUACCACAACCAGGAACUACCACAACCAGAAACUACAGAACUACCACAACCAGGAAACUACCAAACCAGGAACUACCACAACCAGGAAACUACCACAACCAGGGAACUUACCACAACCAGGAACUACCACAACCAGAAACUACCACAACCAGAAACUACCACAACCAGGAACUACCACAACCAGGAACUACCACAACCAGGAACUACCACAACCAGGAACUACCACAACGCCUCGACCAAGAUUCACCACAGGGAUAAUGGCUCUAUAG
Molecule: messenger RNA, 1740 nt
Organism: Homarus americanus (American lobster)
Lineage: Eukaryota; Metazoa; Arthropoda; Malacostraca; Decapoda; Nephropidae
Product: mucin-2-like
Exons: 6
Coding region: 1-1740 (579 amino acids)
Source: RefSeq, a predicted model, not a curated record